AUGAGUGCCUAUGCGGAAGCCUUGAGAAGCCCUAGACGUCUAGACACCGUACCUCUUCGCCGCCGCAAUGGUCUCUGGUGUAGUCUUGCCCUUUUCCUUCUCCUCGCGAUUGAUUCUCGUCGCAGCGGCACCAAGUCCAAUCACCAAGGCAAAGAUGGGGUCCGCGACCUUGGAGAUGAUAUACGCAGGUGGAGGAGCCAUGGUGUGUGUUUGCGUAUUGUCGUCGUCGUCGCGGGAGGUCGCGUCGUCCCUCCCUCCCACGGAUCAAUUUUGAAAUUUCCUCUAGGUUAUCAAAUCCAGGAUCUCACGUCGCAGCAACUUUCACCAACCGCCCAGUACGCCCAGCACCCACCGACAGCGCAGGUCAAAAUGAAGUUCCUCAAGGUCGGCAGAGUCGCCAUCAUCACCCACGGCCGUUACGCCGGCAAGAAGGUCGUCAUCAUCCAGCCUGUCGACUCUGGCAACAAGGCUCACCCCUUCGGCCACGCCCUGGUCGCCGGCAUCGAGCGCUACCCCUCCAAGAUCACCCGCCGCAUGUCCAAGACCCGCCAGGAGAAGCGCAACAAGAUCAAGCCCUUCGUCAAGCUUGUCAACUACAACCACUUGAUGCCCACCCGCUACACUCUCGAGCUCGAGGGCCUCAAGGGCGUCGUCAGCAACGACACCUUCAAGGAGGUCACCCAGCGUGAGGAUGCCAAGAAGCAGGUGAAGAAGGUUCUGGAGGAGCGUUACACGAGCGGAAAGAACAGAUGGUUCUUCACGCCUCUGAGUAUGUCACUCUCUCUCCUCACAUCCAACGUUUGCCAUCUUUCCUCCGGGGGCUCCGUUCCCGGCGAGGCAGAGGCUAUGCGUCGGCUACUGGCAAUUCGUACAUGUACUAAUACCAAGCACAGGAUUUUAAAGGACAAACCGUUUUCUGCAAUCGUCAACAGGUCGGGGAGUUGGGCUGGCUUGUAA
Molecule: messenger RNA, 957 nt
Organism: Colletotrichum paranaense
Lineage: Eukaryota; Fungi; Ascomycota; Sordariomycetes; Glomerellales; Glomerellaceae
Product: ribosomal protein L27
Exons: 4
Coding region: 1-957 (318 amino acids)
Biological process (GO): translation
Cellular component (GO): ribosome; cytosolic large ribosomal subunit
Molecular function (GO): structural constituent of ribosome
Source: RefSeq, a predicted model, not a curated record